This is a messenger RNA of Anoplopoma fimbria (sablefish), 2138 nucleotides long. RefSeq names its product adhesion G protein-coupled receptor A1-like. Lineage: Eukaryota; Metazoa; Chordata; Actinopteri; Perciformes; Anoplopomatidae. Bases 16 to 1725 code for a protein of 569 amino acids. Gene Ontology annotation, biological process: cell surface receptor signaling pathway; G protein-coupled receptor signaling pathway. Gene Ontology annotation, molecular function: G protein-coupled receptor activity. The transcript is spliced from 3 exons. The record is from RefSeq and is a predicted model, not a curated record. Gene Ontology annotation, cellular component: glutamatergic synapse; plasma membrane; postsynaptic density.
GCUUCUUUGUCUACCAUGCUGUGGCUGACGUUUACAGCUAGAAACAUCUGUAAAGAUGUGUCCAAAGACCCACUUCGGGCCAAGAACAGGGAUGGGCCGGGCCAUGCUCGCACCAAACCAACUGUCCUCAGAUUUUAUCUUGUGAGUGAUGGAAUCCCUCUCCUAAUUGUUGGAGUCACAGCAGCUUUUGGUAUGGAUAACUAUGGUAGCAGGGAUGACGCUUUGUAUUGCUGGAUGGCAUGGGAACCAAGCUUGGGAGGUUUCUAUGCCCCCAUGGGUCUUCUGGUCUUAGUUAUGUCCGUGUACUUUUUGUGCACAUACAUUCAGCUUAAACGCCACCCAGAGAAGAAGUAUGAGCUGCGAAUCCUGAGUGAGGAACAGCAGCAGUUAUCAUCUAGCGAGUCGAACCAUCACUGCCACACAGACACUGGGGGAGUUUCUGGGCCCGCCGGGGACUGUCAGCCAUUUGCAACAGGCGUGUCGGUACUGGCCAAUGAGCACUCAUUUAAAUCUCAACUCCGGGCCACAGCCUUCACCCUCUUUCUGUUCCUGUCCACCUGGGCUUUGGGAGCGUUGGCAGUAUCAAUGGGACAUUUCCUUGAUAUGAUAUUCAGCUGCCUGUAUGGGGCUUUUUGUGUCACUCUGGGACUCUUCCUUCUCAUCCAGCACUGUGCCAAACGUGACGAUGUAUGGCACCGCUGGUGGGCUUGUUGCCCGUCCAAGUCCAAGUCCGAGGAUGGGGACGGAGACGGACAGGGCCAGAGGCAGGAGCUCCAUCAGCCACAUUGCCGCCUGAGCUCCCCAUGCUCCGGCAAGCAGCCACUGCUUUCUCCUCAACUUGUGCCCAAUUCUUACCACAAAAUGACGCUGCCUUCCCAGAGCCCCGUGCCAAAUCACACGGGUCCAUGCUGCGUGGCCGUGAUGAGCCCUGUUACCGUGACCCCCUUGUCGCCUCUUGCUGAGCCACUGCCCUCGCCUCAUCCGCAGACGCUUUCUGACGAGCUCCCCCGUCCCCCUCUGCCUCUACAGAGCUGCCUUAAUGACAGAACAAAGUCUCGCUCCUUCAACCGCCCACGCCCAUGCCUCCAGGACUACCGCUCGCACAUGGCGUCCACCAGUAUGGAUGGGAGUGUACAAAGCUCCCACCUGGACAGCCCUCACGCAGUGCACCACCUCGAAAGCUCACCACUGGUUUCCAACAGCCCACACUCGGACCUCCAGCUUCCCUGCCCCAGCCCUCAUUUGGAUAAGCAGCUGGCCUCCUGCCACAGCUUGCAACGCCAGAACUCCUGCCAAAGCAUCCAAGACUCCAUGGCUUCCUGUCACAGCCGGACACACAACAUGCAUGACAGCAUUACUUCCUGUCACAGCCUCCUCAUGCCUUCUCACGGCAUCCACACCUGCCAGUGGCACAUGUACAGCUCAGCUGACCACUCCUCCACCAUGAGCUGCUGUGAGAAACCUGACCCCUUCGCCUUGCAAUACCAGCAAGACCCCGAAGUAUACAGCUGCAUGUCGAAGACAACGGACAAAGAAAAGGAUAGUCUCUCCGUAGAGGUGGAGCAGAAAGGUUUCCCGAGAAAUACGCUACCUCGGCAGCACGGCACCAUCAGCCGGCGAGGUACCAUCGGCCGGAACAGGAGCUUGCAGGAAGACGGCUUGUUUGGCUCAGACGCCACAGGAAACAUACGGACUGGUCCUUGGAGGAAUGAAACCACUGUAUAGUUUAUUUACACUUGCUACACCUUCCAGCAGCCCUGUAAUCGAAUUACUCCUUUAAGUGUUUGGGUCUCAAUGCCUUCAGCUUUGCCCUUGAACCACAGGUUGAGUUAUCAGUGAGGCCCCGUAUCCUGAUAUUUCUGAACACCUUUAUGACAAAGUAAUCUCUAAGUGUGUAACCAAUCUGUUUUUACAAGUAAUAUUCCAACGCAAGAGAGGUUCAAUUUAGUGUUCAAUGAAUAUUCUGCUCCACGUAGUUUAAAGAUGCAAACAGUACGGUAUGGCUCUCUAGGGGCACAGUGGCUCAGUAGUUAGCAAUGACACAGCAAGAAGGCCCCUGAGUUUGAAACCCGAUCAUUUCAACAUUCCCCCAUUUCAAAAGCCAUGCAGGUCAGCUGCAACAAGUUCUCAAACUUAGA